UGCCAUUCUUUGGCUAUUUCUCCUUUCUUUCUCUCACUCUAACAACUGGUGCACAAUAGCAUCCGUCCUAGCCGACGCUAUUGUGCACUCCUCCCCCUCCGUUUGGUCGUUGCCGCCGCCACCGCCGCCGCACAAUGGGGAAGAGACCACCGUCGGUCGACAUGGAAUCAAUGUCCUAUAACAUCCACAAGCCCAUCACAAUAGUGCCACCGCCACCGAGCUAUUAUCCUCCCCCACCCAAACCAUGGUUCCCAUGGCUGGUGCCUCUCAUUUUUCUAGUCAAUGUGGGCAUGUUUAUUUUCACAUUGUAUAAAAAUAAUUGCCCCGCCAUCACCGGAGGAAACCGCUGCCUUCUUUACCCUGAGCUUGGCCGAUUCUCCUUCCAACCGUUUCAUGAGAAUCCCCUCCUCGGCCCUACCAUCAGCAUUUUGAGAAGAUAUGGGGCUUUGGACAAAGAAGCAGUAGUAGAACGUGGAGAAGGUUGGCGCUUGGUGUCUUGUACAUGGCUUCAUGCUGGAGUUAUUCAUUUACUUGCAAAUAUGCUCAGCCUUCUCUUCAUAGGAGUUCGCCUCGAACAAGAAUUCGGAUUUUUGAAAAUAGGAUGUUUAUAUGUACUUUCUGGAUUUGGUGGGAGUUUACUUUCAUCUAUAAGUCUCAAUCCAGCUGAAAAUCCAACCAUAUCAGUUGGUGCUUCAGGUGCUCUUUUCGGCCUUUUGGGAGCUAUGCUUUCUGAGCUCAUUACAAAUUGGACAAUUUAUGCAAAUAAGUGUGCAGCCCUGAUGUCUUUGAUUCUGAUCAUUGCCUUAAACCUGGCAGUCGGUUUCGUCCCACACGUUGACAAUUCCGCUCACAUCGGAGGUUUCAUUUCGGGUUUUCUCCUUGGUUUCAUCCUCUUAAUCCGACCGCAAUUCGGAUACGUUAACCACAAGUACAUCCCUCCAGGCUCUGACGUGAAACGUAAAUCCAAGCACAAAUGUUAUCAAUAUUUUUUGUUGAUUGUAGCUCUACUCCUCUUGGUUUUCGGAUAUAUCUCUGGUUUAACAAAGUUGUACAGAACUGGUCCAAUACAAGUAUCGAAAAGCAACCGUUUCUGAAAGAUAGCUUUGAAUUGUUUGAUCAAUUUGAUAAUUGUGUUUCUCUCUAAUGCCAAAUCGAUGAAGCAUUUGAAAAUUUAAAUGAAAAUGAACCUUCCUUUU
This is a messenger RNA of Cucumis melo (muskmelon), 1196 nucleotides long. Its product is annotated as RHOMBOID-like protein 5. The transcript is spliced from 5 exons. The coding region runs from base 135 to 1094 and encodes 319 amino acids. Gene Ontology annotation, cellular component: membrane. Gene Ontology annotation, molecular function: serine-type endopeptidase activity. Lineage: Eukaryota; Viridiplantae; Streptophyta; Magnoliopsida; Cucurbitales; Cucurbitaceae. Gene Ontology annotation, biological process: proteolysis. The record is from RefSeq and is a predicted model, not a curated record.